AUGGCGAAGAGUACUAGAGUUUUUAACAUUGUUUUCUUUAUUUUAUUGAGUAUAGGAAUAUGUUCAGCUGCAAGAACCCUCAUCAAUCUUGAUGUUGGUAUUGGGGCCAAGCUGGCGACCAUUGGUGGUUAUGCCGGUGGAAGUGGUAGCGGUGAAGGUGGUGGCAGCGGAUAUGGUGCUGGUGGGACAGCGGGAGGUGGAUACAGCAGUGGAGGUGGCGGUGGAAGUGGUGGUGGUGGUGGCGGAGGAGGGGCUGCUGGUGGAGCACAUAGCGGUGCAUCCGGUGCAGGUGAAGGAGCAGGAAGUGGUGGUGGUGGAGGCGGCCACGGAGGUGGUGGUGGAGAUUGCUCAGCAGGGGGAGCUGGUGGAGCAUCAGGUGGCGGCUACGGAAGUGGUCUGUGCCGGUGGAGCUCAUAGAGGAGGAUACGGUGGCGGUGGUUCAGGCGGAGGAGGAGCCUAUGCCGGUGGUGAAGGGGGUGGACAUGCUGGUGGAUAUGGUGGUGGUGAAGGGGGUGGAUCCGGCCAUGGUGGUGGUGGCGGCUAUGCCCCUUGAAAUCUUAUUUAUUCUCUUCACAAUUUGCACACACUAAAGGAUUUCCUCUUCUUAAUUAUCUAUACUUAUUGAAAAUAACAUGAUCAAAUUGUUGCAAGAAGAGGUUACUUUCUAAAAGCAAAAUUUAAAUUUGCUCUUAAUAUAUGGGCAUUCUUGUUUCUCUUGAUUUGAUUAUCAGAAUGAUGUCUAUAGAAAGAUGUCUUGUGAUACUUGGUGCAUU
This is a messenger RNA of Lycium barbarum (goji berry), 773 nucleotides long. RefSeq names its product glycine-rich cell wall structural protein 1.8-like. Lineage: Eukaryota; Viridiplantae; Streptophyta; Magnoliopsida; Solanales; Solanaceae. The transcript has 2 exons. The coding region runs from base 1 to 417 and encodes 138 amino acids. The record is from RefSeq and is a predicted model, not a curated record.